CACCAAGAUGAUCUCAAUCAGACUUAUCUGUGUACUUCUUCUCUCUCAACAGUAUCUGAUUCAAAGUGAGGAAGUUCUCCAACAUAUCCCUUUGACCACAGUUGAACACGGUGGAACUGUAAGACUGCAGUGUGUGAUAUCAGAAGAAGAUCAAAUACUAAACUGGUACAAGCAAACUCUCGGACAUAUGCCCCAACGUGUAGCGGCUAUUAUUAAAAUUCAAGAAACGUCAAGUCUUUCGGUAGAACGUAUCUCUGCAAAAAAGGUUGACGGUAAUUACAACCUAAACAUCCAAAAUAUAACUAGUUCAGACGAGGGAAUAUACUUCUGUGCAACCGGAACACAGUAUAGGAUGGAUUUCAGAAACGGCACCUUUGUUUCUGUGAGGGGUAACCAUCUUCUGAGAUCUCACUACCAGACUGUGUUGAAGCAGCCAGAGUCUGAGCCAGUCCAUCCAGGAGACUCUGUGACUCUGCAGUGUUCAGUCCUCUCUGAGUCCUGUACAGGACAACACAGUGUGUUCUGGUUCAGAGCCGGGGCAGGAGAAUCCCAUCCAGGACUCCUUUACACCCAAGGAGACAGGAGUGAAGAGUGUGAGAAGAGACCUGAGACUCCCUCUCCUACACGGAGCUGUGUCUACAGCCUCUCCAAGAACAACCUCAGCUCCUCUGAUUCUGGGACUUAUUACUGUGCAGUAGCCACAUGUGGAGAGAUACUGUUUGGCAAUGGAACAAGACUGGAUGUUGAACCAGCAGUGGAUCUCCUAGUUAUCGUCCUGGGGGUGUCUUUAGCUGUGUGUGUUGUGUUAAACAUUAUCCUCAUCUGUACCAGAAAGACACGGACAGUGUGUGAGAAUUGCAAAGUGAGUGUUACCUAUCAUGGACAUGACAAGACAACUGCAGAACAGUCAAGUGGCCAGGAAGGUGAAGACUUGAACUAUGCUGCUCUGCAGCUCUCUGAGAUGAAAGGUAAAAGAGGAAGAAGGAAGAGAGAGACCCCACAGGAGAGUGUGUACUCUGAUGUGAGGGGUUCUGACUGGGAGGGAAGUGCUCAACAGAAAAUCAGUUUAUAAACAUUGUUGAGGUGUCAGUUUAGGUUAGCUUAUUAUUUUGUAUUGUAUUAAGUCUGAUAAAAAAUCAUGUGUUUCUUCUGUGGAGAUGCUGAUGGUAGCUUCCUCUCUGGCUGGUCUAAAUAAGUGUGUAAUCUUUGGGUGUUUUGCUCGAGCUUGUUCAAACAACAGUUUAUUGUUGCGCUUUUGAGCACCGCUUGCAUAUUUUCUUUAACUUAUAUCUCUACCAUUAUCUAGCAAAACGUAAUGAUUAGCAUUUUUUAAAUGUGCGCGUUCAAGAGGUGUAAUGGCGUUGUAGUGCACGUAAAAUACGCAAAAGCCAUUGUUGCCAGAUUUAGGGAGUAUGAGACAAUUUAGUCCAUGGAAGUGGAUGAAGAUCUGUUACGUUGCCUACAUUACGGGAUUCCUUUACCUGGUUGUUGAAACUUGAGCUCCCAAUGAGCGCCCUCAAAGUUUUUUACUUUUUAAAAUAUAUAUUUGCCAUGCAGGGCGGGGCCCUUGCCCCCCCCCCCACCCCCCAUGAGCUGGUCCCUCUAUAGAGCUAAUAAGUUUAAAGUCAAGGCCUGUGAUUUGAUCACAUGUUGACAGAAAUGGUACAUUAGGUGUAUGUCCUUUGUAAGGCAACUGUAUCUGUCUGAAUCAAAUCAAAUACAGUUGACCGGGGCUGAGAAAUAAUGAUAUAUCAAACAUAUAAUCAGGGGGGGUCUGAUGGCUGAGCGGUUAGGGAGUCGGGCUAUUAAUCAGAAUG
Molecule: messenger RNA, 1817 nt
Organism: Hypomesus transpacificus
Lineage: Eukaryota; Metazoa; Chordata; Actinopteri; Osmeriformes; Osmeridae
Exons: 6
Coding region: 8-1072 (354 amino acids)
Biological process (GO): response to bacterium
Source: RefSeq, a predicted model, not a curated record